This is a messenger RNA of Oncorhynchus keta (chum salmon), 5289 nucleotides long. RefSeq lists its product as uncharacterized. Lineage: Eukaryota; Metazoa; Chordata; Actinopteri; Salmoniformes; Salmonidae. The record is from RefSeq and is a predicted model, not a curated record. Gene Ontology annotation, molecular function: fatty acid synthase activity. Gene Ontology annotation, biological process: fatty acid biosynthetic process.
AUGGAUGAUACCGAAGAUGACAUUGCCAUAGUUGGGAUAGGAUGCAAUUUCCCAGGAGGUGAGGGGCCUGACAAUUUCUGGAAGGUUCUAUUGGAAAGCCAGAACUGUGUAGUAGACAUUCUGGACGAGAGGUUUGACAGCACUUCCUGGUAUGAUCCUGAUGAUAACAAACCUGGGAAGACGCAAAGAACCAAAGCUGCUCUCAUAGAUGGGUUUAAUGAGUUUGAUCACAAGUUCUUUGGCAUCACUGAGGCUGAAGCAGACUGAAUGGACUCUCAGCACAAGCUCUUACUGCAGUGUACAUACAGGGUAUUGGAGGAUGCUGGAAUGCCAAUAGAGAAAGUCAGUGGGACCAGAACAGCUAUUUACAUAGGUAAUCAUAACGCUCUUCUGAACCUAAGCAUAGCUAAUGAGGUUCAAAUCAUUUUUUCGUGCGAACAGUCAUAUUCCCAAUUUAUAUUGUCACUAAGACUAUCCAUAAAUUGUAAUUACAUAGACAGGCACAGCGACACACAAGAAAGUGGACAGGGAAUUUCCUGUAAAUCAGGGAUGGGCAACUGGCUUGCUGAAGCACCCCCAGAUCAUCACCGAUCCUCCACCAAAUUUCAGUGGAUCCCUACUAAAGCAGAAAAGUGGAGAGAUUCCAGUGCAAGAGUUGCAGGAAUAAACAAUUUUGGUUUUGGAGGAACAAAUGCACACGCUAUUGUCAAACAACACAAGCAGUCAAAUGUUCCUCAAAAAAGUGGUAGGAAAUCACACAAUUUAUUUGUCCUCUCUGCCAGUUCUGAAAAGUCUAUGAGUAUGAUGAUGGAGGACACAAUUCAACAGAUAGACAGAGACAACAAAGGUGAUCUAGAAGCUCUUGCAUACACAUCUGCAUGUAGAAGAAGCCACUUGAAACAUCGAUAUCGGAAAGCAUUCAGAGCUCCCUCUCUGGCUGAUCUUAAAGAUCAACUCAAAUCUGCCAUGAAAAAGGUAACCACGCCGUCUUACUCAGAUCCCAGGCUAGUAUUUGUCUUCUGUGGGAACGGUGUAACCUAUCAAGGCAUGUGCCAGCAGCUCUUGAAACAUGAGCCUGUGUUCAGAGAGAAGAUCAGACAAAUUGAGAAGCUUUUCCAGAAGUUCAAUAACAUGAGUAUCAUAGAGAGACUUGAGAGUGAAUCAGAGAGUAAAGAUCUUUCAAACCCAGAUGUUGUCCAGCCCCUCCUCUUUGCCACUCAGGUUGGCAUAGCCAGUCUCUUCAAGCACUGGGGCAUCAAACCUGAUGCCAUUCUUGGCCACUCUAUAGGAGAGGUUGCUGCUGCCCACUGCUCUGGUCUGUUGUCCCUUGAGGAUGCAGUGAAGGUGAUCUACUUCCGCAGUACUCUGCAGAAUACGGUCACAGGAGGGAAAAUGCUUGUGGUCAGUAACAUGGUCGUAUCAGAGGUCUUGAAGGUCCUGCCCUCUUACUCAAAUAAUAUUUCUUUGGCUGCCUUCAACAGCCCACAGUCCUGCACGCUCUCAGGUGAUGCAGAGGCUAUAGACAGUCUCCAUCGAAAGCUGAGCAGCUCAGUCAAGAGUAAGAAUCUGUUCCUCCGGGUUUUGGAUGUCCCUGCUGCAUACCACAGCCAGAUGAUGGAUCCCAUCCUGUCUCAACUAGAGGACAGUAUUGGCUCUUUACAAGUCAAUGAUGUUGAGACAGAAUUGUUCUCCACAGUAACAGGAAAUGAGGUAGAGCAGCCAGACUUCAGCACAGGCAAAUACUGGGCCAGGAACAUACGAGAGACAGUUUCAUUUGAACAGGCAGUGAGAUCUGCAACCAAAGGGAAAAAGAAUGUAGUCUUUGUGGAGAUUGGCCCUAGAAGGGCUCUACAAAGAAACAUCCAGGAGACUCUUGGAAAUGACACCAUAGUUCUGUCCUCAGUGCAGCCAGAAAAAGAUCAUGAGACAAUGCUGAAUGCUGUGUCCAAACUGUUUGAGUUGGGGGUUCAGGUAGACUGGGAUCAGUUCUACAGAGGCCGUGAGGCUUCACCAACAUCUUUCCCAAGGUAUCAGUUUGAUUCUACUCUGAGAGAUGUUAUCAUGGCUGCAUCAAAGGUACAUCAUACAUCAGGUAAUCAUCCUGUGCUAACUCAUACAGCUAGCGAUAGCAAUACCUUCAGUUGUGAUCUGUCUUCUGACUCAGUAUCCUACCUGCACGAGCAUAAACACAAUGGUGUUGCCAUAAUCCCCGGUGCCUUCUAUACUGAGUUGGGUUUGGCUGCCUUCAUGGCCAGUGCCAAACCAAAGGUUCCACUCAACACACUGCAAGUCAGUAUCAGUUUUCAGAGUCCCUAUGUUUUCACACAGAAUGCACCAGAGAUGAAAGUGCAACUUGAACCAGCAGUGGAUGAGACCCAUUUUAAGAUAGAUUCUCCCUCCACAAACCAUGCAUCAGUAGGUGGUUGCUUUACAGACAAAGAGGGAAGAGUUUUGGUUGAGCUUAAACAUGUGGUGAUUAAAUAUCUUGGGAGCCGCUCUCAUGUUGUGGAAGAAUACUUCUUCCACAAUGAAUUCAAUGUUGUCUGUGAGGAUAUCAUCUCCUCUAAUGCCAGUGAGGCACCAAAGGCCUUGGUAUUUUCCGACCAGGUAGACCUUCCAAAAGUCAUGCAACCACACUUAAGUUCACAGUCUAGAUACAUCUCCUUCACACAAUCUAAGGAGGUCUUGAGCCAUGGAUUUCCUACACUCCUGGCAAACCUUAAUAUCACAGAUCUCAACAAACACUUCCAGGAAGUGUUAUUUGUGUGGGGCCAGGAAGAUGUUACUUCACUGAGAAAUGAGUAUGUUCUGGAGACUGUGAUAAGCUGCUGUGAGAUGCUCAGGAAAAUUGUCCUGUCAUUGAGGGCCAUGCAAUUUACAAAUUCCAUCAGAGUAGUAACCUACCGGUCGGCGGAGAACGCGGCGGACCGCAUCAGCGCAGGCUUUGUCCUGUCAGGCAUGACUAGAUCGUGUGCUGCAGAAAUGGAAAAGCUUUCCUUCCAGCUGAUUGACAUCAACUCUGUCUCUACAGAAGACAUCAUAGCUCCGUCUCAGGUCUUAAAGUCAUACCCUUGCAAAAGAUACCCAGAGUUGGUUGUGAAAGGUGGGCUGAUUUUGAAACCUGAUAUUGUACAUACUCCCAUUGGAAGCAUUGAGAGCACUGAGGGAAGUAUUUUCUCUUCAAUGUCUGAGCCAUGCAUCUUUCAGACAAAUGACCCAUGCAGAAUGACUAGCUUGUCUGCCAUUCCUUGUGAUGUUGACAAUACAAACAUCCAUAAGAAAUCAGUUAAGAUUCAGCUCAGGCGUCAUUCCUCAGACUACUGUCCUGUCAGUGUCUCUGAGCUGAACUAUGGUCAGACAAUGUACUGGAACAAUCACACAUCUCAGAACCACCAGCUUGUGGCUCUUGACUUCAGUGGUACUGUCACAGCUGUAGGGAAAGAUGUGAACACACUGAAAGUGGGAGACCAUGUAGUAUCAUGUUAUCCCAUCGCUGCAUCUUCUACGAUUGUGAUUCCUGAAGCAGCAUGCUACAAGACAAAGAGGCUCACAUUUCUGAAGGAGGCUCCUUGUGUGUCCUACUUUGUUCUGGCAUGAGAGAUACUGCACAGACUGUUACCUACCAUCAAACAACGGAGAAGGUUGAGCAUCAUCUCCUCUGUUCCUGACUCUAGUCUGCUGAAGGUCCUAAUCCAGACAGCAAACAAAUCAAGAUGGAAAGCCAUUGUAGGGACACAGUGCAGUGGAAUGUUUGCUGAUGCAAUUCUCCUCCUUCCACCAUUUGAUAAAUCUCUGUUGGCAGAGGUCAGCAAUUGUCCUGAUGUCAGACAUGUUGUCAUUGUCUGUGAAUCCCAGUCCCACUGCUUGCUUGAACAGAGUGUUUUCCAGAAUGUUAAGGAUAGUGUUCACAUCCAGACUCUUCAGAUGUCCAGCAUCUUACAAAAGGGAUCACUCAUUGCCAAGAGGCCACAGAUUUAUAAUUGGCUAAAGUCCAUGCAUUUGGGAAUUUCUCUAGAGACCUCUACCUUACAGAGAAUGUCAUCCGGUAGCAUUGACUUCCUGUCUGUUGAGUCGUACUUCAGCUCAAAGACCCUGUCUGUUGUGACGCUGGGUAAAGAUGAUUCCAAAGGCACACUGUCCAACAUUCAGUUGCUGCCUAAACCAACCCAGCUAUUCCAGAAGAAGUCUGUGUACAUUGUCACAGGUGGUCUCUCUGGGCUGGGGUUUGAAACAGUGAAGUUCCUUGCUCAGAAAGGUGGAGAGUACAUCGUCAUACUCUCCAGAAGUAGCCCCACACCAGACAUACAGCAGGAGAUAGUCAUUCAGGAGAGACAUGGAGUGCCCAUAUUGUAUGGAUGUGAUGUCUCUGUCUCUGAGCAUGUGCUCAGUGUGAUUGGUCUCAUUGGUCAGAAGUUUCCCUCUUGUCCAAUCAAAGGGGUGUUUCACAGUGCAGUCAUCCUGCAUGAUGGAUUGAUUGAAAACCUUGACAAAUCCCACUUUGAGAAAGUCCUAAAGCCCAAGGUGAAUGGAGCUCUGAAUCUACACCACGCCACAAAACACUGCAAGUUAGACUACUUUGUGUGCUACUCUUCCAUCUCUUCUUUCCUUGGCAAUGCCUCACAAACAAACUAUGCAGCAGCCAAUUCAUUCCUGGACUACUUCUGUCACUAUAGACGGAAUAUUGGACUAUCUGGGCAAUCCAUCAACUGGGGAGCUUUGAACCUUGGUCUCCUGCUUAACAAGGAUCAUUUACACAGGUUUCUGGAGACAAGGGGAUUGAUGGUGAUGGAUGUUACAGAGAUUCAUGAGAGUUUGGAACAAUGCCUCUUGCUAAACAAAACCCAACAGGUUGUGUGUAGGUUUCACAUCAAGAACAUGGUGAGCAAUGUUCUCUCUCAAAAUGCAUCAUUGACCGUGCGUAUGACUGCAUUAGUGGAUGAGGCAGUGCAAAAACUCAAAUUCCAAAAGACACAAUCUGAACAUACUUCUGUGUCAUCUUCCCCAAAUGAAUACAUCAGGUCUGUACUCAGUCAAACAAUUGGUGUUGACAAGCAUGAGUUAGAUGACGAUUCUCCUCUCUCUGCCUUAGGCAUCGACUCAAUGCUAGCCAUGACCCUGCAGAACCUCAUCUUUCAGGAUAGGGGUGUGAAUGUGCCCCUGGUUACAUUGCUGGACCCCAAUAGGACACUGUCUACAUUGGUAUCAAUGCUGAUGGAGAGUACUGAGGGUGAAUCUGAGAAUGAUGAUCAGAAAGAGGACAUGACAGAUGACAUGUUGACAAGACUAUAG